AUGUGUGUGACGGAUGCAGAGCAGGUUGGGACUGAGAGGCCAAAUUCUGGGGUUAAUAAUACCAUGCCUUGGCCGUUGCAUUGUGAUUUUUUACAGAAUCAGAUGGGGAAUCCUGAUAAGCAGCCUGCUCUCAUUGGAACUAGCGAUCGAACCCGCUCUGGGAAUUCUUUUCCUCUCGAAAGCAUUUCCGAGGAUGCUGCAUUUAUAGAUCGGAAAGACAACCCAUCUACUUUUGUUCUGGCACUUAGAUCAGGAGAAUGGUCUGAUAUCGGAAAGCGUCCUUAUAUGGAGGACACUCAUGUAUGCAUUCAUGACAUGGCUAAGAAGUUCGGCUGUAGUUUUCUCAACGAGGAAGCUGUCUCCUUCUACGGGGUAUUUGAUGGUCAUGGAGGAAAAGGCGCCGCACAAUUUGUUCGUGACCACUUGCCGAGAGUCAUUGUUGAAGAUUCCGACUUUCCUUUAGAGCUCGAAAAGGUGGUUACGAGAUCAUUUAUGGAGACUGAUGCAGCUUUUGCUAGAUCUUGCACUCUUGAAACAUCUCUGUCUUCUGGCACAACUGCACUGACUGCAAUGAUAUUUGGAAGGUCUUUGCUCGUAGCAAACGCUGGCGAUUGCCGAGCAGUACUGUCAAGACAAGGACGUGCAAUAGAAAUGUCAAAAGACCACAGGCCAUGCUGCACAAAAGAAAGAAAGCGAGUCGAGGCCUUGGGUGGAUUCAUUGAUGACGAUUAUCUAAACGGCCUGCUCGGGGUUACACGUGCUAUAGGAGAUUGGCAUCUUGAAGGAAUGAAGGAAAUAAGUGAAAAAGGUGGACCAUUAAGUGCCGAACCAGAACUAAGAUUAAUGACAUUGACAAAAGAGCACGAGUUCUUGAUCAUCGGUAGUGAUGGAAUAUGGGACGUCUUCACGAGCCAGAACGCUGUCGAUUUUGCUCGGAGGAGGCUCCAAGAGCACAAUGAUGCAAAAGUUUGCUGCAAGGAAAUAGUAGAGGAAGCCAUAAAGAGAGGAGCAACAGACAAUUUAACAGUAGUCUUGGUUAGCUUUCACUUGGAGCCUCCACCACCUGUAGUUUUUCAGAGGCCAAGAUUUAGAAGAAGCAUAUCUGCAGAGGCACUUCAGAACCUCAAAUUUCAUCUAGAAGGAUAGAAAAUUAAGACAUUCUUUGUUGUUAAUUGGCCAGAGGUUUGAUACUAAACCAAUGGAUUAGAGUUUGUUGUUGUGUACACAAUGAGCUUUCAUGGGGUAGAAAGUUUCAGCUCUUCAUUGUGUCAUUUUAUUGAGCUUAUUUUGGGUGAUGCCUCAUGAAACAGAAUGGAAAUUAGGAUCUUAAACAAAAAAUUUUGGAACUGUAUAAUUACACUUCCUUUUCUUGAUUGUUACCAAAUUGAUGGUUAAAUGUCCCUGCA
This is a messenger RNA of Cucurbita maxima (winter squash), 1406 nucleotides long. Its product is annotated as probable protein phosphatase 2C 27. Gene Ontology annotation, biological process: protein dephosphorylation. The transcript is spliced from 4 exons. NCBI's taxonomy places the organism in Eukaryota, Viridiplantae, Streptophyta, Magnoliopsida, Cucurbitales, Cucurbitaceae. Bases 1 to 1146 code for a protein of 381 amino acids. Gene Ontology annotation, molecular function: cation binding; protein serine/threonine phosphatase activity. The record is from RefSeq and is a predicted model, not a curated record.